This is a messenger RNA of Saccharomycodes ludwigii, 4770 nucleotides long. It is a transcript of the gene RKR1, whose product is annotated as ubiquitin-protein ligase RKR1. Gene Ontology annotation, biological process: rescue of stalled cytosolic ribosome; ribosome-associated ubiquitin-dependent protein catabolic process. NCBI's taxonomy places the organism in Eukaryota, Fungi, Ascomycota, Saccharomycetes, Saccharomycodales, Saccharomycodaceae. The transcript has a single exon. The record is from RefSeq and is a predicted model, not a curated record. Gene Ontology annotation, cellular component: cytosol; RQC complex. Bases 1 to 4770 code for a protein of 1589 amino acids. Gene Ontology annotation, molecular function: ubiquitin protein ligase activity; ribosomal large subunit binding.
AUGUCAUUUCAAAACCCAUUUCUUCAAUAUACUAAUGAUUUUGGUCUAGGCAAUAAUGGUGUAAAAAUUACUUUAAAUUACUUUGAUGGAAUUCCAGACCAAUCGUUAAUUGGUUCAUUAACUUCAAAUGAUAUAAUUUUAUGUUUUAAAUCUUUACUAAAAAGAGAUGAUACUACAAAAGAAAAAGCAUUAUUAGAUCUAAAAAAAAUUAUCUCUGAUAAUGGUGAUAAUAAUAGCAACCCAGACGUUCAUAGCGAUAUUACGUUACUUUUAUGGACCCAAAUUUAUGCAAAAUUAAUUGUAUGUGAUUCCAAAAACAUAAGGGUUCUAUCACAUGAAAUCACCUGUAUUUUCAUUAAUUGUUGGAAUAAAAAAAUUUCCAAGUUUUUAAAAGAUUUAAUUCCAAUUCUUUUAUCUGGUGUCUAUGAUCCCGAAAACAUUGUUUCCAAAAAUUGUAUUCAGUUUAUUAAUUUCACUUUCAAGCAUGAUCUAAAAAAAAUUCAAAUGCUAUGGAAGCUGUUUAUGCCUCAGAUUUGUAAAUUUAUCCACGAAAUUGUUGUUUCUGAAAGCCAAAAUACGUUGUCUGACGAAAAAUACAUGUCAAAAGAUGAAUCAAUGACCAGAUACAAUAGAUUAACCGUGUGUGCUAUUUGUAUGGGCUCCCAUCUACUGAAGAAUUUCCCUGAUGAAAGUUUAGAAAAUGAACAAUUCAUGGAGUGUAUAGAGUCAGGUAUUUUAUGGGAUUUCAUUAAGAAAUCCAGAUUAGAAAGCGCUGGUGCCAAAAUUAUUCAGUAUUUGUUUACUUUUAUUUCGAUAUUAUAUAGCAACACAAAAUAUUUUAAGCAGCCAAACAUUUCUAAUAGCAAUAACGCUAAAGUUUUCAAAACAAUCUCUAAAAAAAUUUUUAAAUUAAUGGGUUCUAUUUCUAAAGGGGAUGCAGUUUUGAUCACACCCAUUAUUAACGAUUUAAUGAACCUUUUAAUAAUCUUUACUGAUGGAGGGGAAAUAGAAAAGCAGAUGUUUUGGGAUGUGGAUAAAACUUCUAAGGAUAGAUUAGUAUCAUUUUUAUCUAUAGGCUGUGCGAAUUCUUCCGCUUUUUAUUACAAACAAUUAUAUAAAUUAUGCAACAAAAAUGUGGAAAUAUUAGGAAUUGAGGGCUGGAAUCGCAUUUGGAAUGAUGAUUUAAAAUUGGAAUUAGAAAGAAAAGGUUAUGGAAAAUUAAUCAACGACUACUUUAUACAAUUUUGGAACAAUUAUUUGAAGUUUGUUGAACAACAUGGUGGAACAACCAAUUGUUUGGUUACUCCUAACAUUUUACAAACAUUAAAACAAAGAAAUAUUUCCAAUAAUAAAGAAUUAACUAAGGAGUUUCUCAAUUAUAUCUCGUUUCCUGCAAUCAUUAAAGAGAUUACUCACAUUGAAGAAAGUAUGGCUGGUAACGAGGAGGAAAAAUUCAAGGAUUUUACUGUUUAUCUUAAAAAUUUAAUGAGUAUUGCUUGCAAUGAUAAUAAUUAUGAUGCUUUAUUAAAAAAUAUUUUUGCCGACAAUAAAAACAAAUUUUUGCUUACAAAAAUUGCUGAAAUCGUUUUGGAUAAUAGCCAGGAAAUUGGUUCAGAUACCCAAGGCACCAUAUUAGAUUUUACUUCUGUAUUAAUUUCUGAGCUCUCUGCGCAAAAUUUUGAGUUAAUUUCCAAUUUUGUAGCCAAGAUCUCAAAUUCUAAGCUAUUUCCAAGAGAGGAUGUUACUUCCAUAGUACAUGAGUAUUUAACAAUGGUUAUGGGAACGAGCACUAUUGAUAAAGAAGUAGUAUUUCCGCAAAUUUUAAUGCUGAAUAAUGAAAUUUUGCUACUUCAAAAACAAACAUUGAUGCCAUUGAUUGAUGAGUUAAUAGAAAAGGCUUCUUCCUUAGAAAAUAUGAAACAAGUUUUUGAAUUGGGAUUAAUAAAUGAAAGUCAGCUAAUUCGAUUAUACAAUAAUAAUGCUGAUUCACAAAAAAACUUUUUUGAUUUAUGCAGAUACCUCUCUUCAGAUUUAUACAUUAGUUUGAUUUUGAAGACAAACUUUGUUUUCAAAGCCUUUGAAAUUGAAGCCUUUUCGAUUAUUGACGAUAUUUCGCCAUUGGUAAAAGGUAACAAUGAGGUCGCUGAAAAAGUAGUUAGUACAAUAACUCAAUAUGUUUCAUGGUUUUUUGAUGAUGAAACUGCCGCUAUUUUUUCACCAAUUUUGCGAAAAAUAUUUGUUUUAAAUGAUGUUUGCACUAAAUCAUUUUUAGAUUUUGAUUAUCAUAAAAAGAUUAACACUUUUCUUCCUAAAUUGGAUUAUAAUUUGUCAUUGACUUCAUCUUUAGGUGUUAGAAUACAUUUAUUGCAAAAAGACAUCGAGGAAGCGUGUUGGCAGGGAGAAAGAUUAGUGAAAAUCCAUGAAUUAUUGAAUUUUUCUAUUUUUUUUGAUCGUUUUUUAACCAGUUUCCCUGAAUACAUUAAAUUUGAACACGUUUAUUAUUUAACCAUCAUUAAAGAGAUCUUAGAAGAUUAUAAUUCCAUUUCCGGUAAAAACCACUUGGUUGUUAUGUUAACUGAAAAGGACACCUUUGAAGAUCAAACGGUUGAAAAUUCCCUUUAUAAACGAAAUGCUUGUGACUUUGACUUUGUUACAGCAAUAAAAAUAUUGAUGGAUAGUACUAUUGGUGAUAAUGCUACACCUUUGUAUGCUAAGCUAUUUGAUCAAAAAUGUUCUACUGUUUUACAAUAUUACAAUUCCAAAAUACUAUGCAAAUUGUUAACUAAUGCAGCUGAUUGCGUGUCUUUCUCCCAGUUUAGUACUAUUUUCUUGGAUUUGGAUAAAUUUGUUGGUAAAAUCAUUAGAGGGAAAGAUACUGAUGAUUAUAGUUUCCUACAAUUGUCAAGCUUAUUCAUUUCAUUAAGAAAAUUUUAUUCUAUUGAUAUUUUGGGUAAAAUAAGAAAUAUGCUAGCCGCUGAACUGAUUGAAUCAAGAACAAAAGAGAUAAUCAACAGUUCCUAUAAAAUUCUUAUUUUAUUAACCUGUUUAUUGUCGGUGGAAGAGCCAGAAGAAGAUCGAGGGACUGUGGCCACCUUUCCUAUUCAAGCACAAAGAUUAAAUAUGGUUUUGGGCUCCAUUAACAAAUGGAUGGAUAAUGAAGAAUGGUAUAUGGACACAUUUGCUUGUAUCAGGAUUUGUUUGUUACAAUUUUUCAAUAAACUGGUUGUGUUUGGAUCUAAUGCUUCUUCUUUGAAAAUGAUGGAAAUAGUUUCCAGGUUGCUCAAUGAUGCCUUGACAUUGUGCAAGCUACACGAUACCCCAUAUGUUUAUGAAUUAAGGCAAUAUGUUGUUGGUAUAAUGUACACAAUUUUGAAGCACCAGGAUCAUUUAGCCAUCGAAUAUACUGAUGAAUUCAGCGAAGAUGAUCUAUUAACCAAUCUAACUGAUUUGUGUUUUAUCUCAUUACCUAAACACAUUGAUAAUCAGAUAGAUGUGAAUUUUUUUAGAGGUUUGAAUAAAGUUUUGACCACAUUCCCCAUUACCUCUAUUUGGCCAUUAGAGAAGAAUAAACCUGAAAUUGUUCAAGAGCGGUAUGAGAAAUUUGUUGAAUUUUUCCAGGAUCCAGGGUUUAUGGAUCCAUCGUUAAUUAGAAUCAACCAAGUCAGGAUUGUUUGCAAUUUAUUUCAGUUCUAUAUUAGAGAAACACAAAACAUUAACAUUUUGGAUUUUGAAUUAGAAAAAAAAGAAAAUGUAGAAUCUGAUGGUGAUGAUGAUAAUUCUAAUGGUGAUAAAUAUACGAUCCCAGAAUUUAUUACAAAUAUUUUAAGAGAAUGGGACGUUUAUCGAUAUGUUGAUGGAUAUGAAGAAAUUUUAAGUAAGACCGUUUACACAUGGGUGUGUCUUUUGUUAAGUGACUAUUUUAUUACUUCUUCGUAUAAUCUACGCCAGUUGUACAUUGGACAAUCGAAGGACUUAUUAUUUAAAGUCUUCAACUUUAUUUCUGAGGAAUGCUGUUAUGAUUUUAAUGUUAAUCCAGAAGAGGUUUCCAGUUACAAAUUGGAUGAUUAUUUUGACAAUAUGAAUAUUGUUGACAUUUCGCAUGAAUGUAAGCACGCAAUGGUUCAUACGCUUUUUGAAUUAUUUGGCAAUGUUGGAUCAGUGACCAGUAACUGGUGGCUAAAUUUGGAGGAUAAGACAUUUAAAUUGGAUAUCGAAAAGUUUGUUUCCUCUCAAAUAUCUUCGAUUUUGAUUAAAAGAGAGUUAGAAUGUGUUACCAAUGAAUGGACUAGCCCUAAGAGAAAUAACAACAAAAGUGAUGGAGAACAUAGAUUAAGUAUAAAGACGUAUCCAAAAUUAGCUGAAAUCAAGGCGACUUAUUUAAUUGAUGAACAAAAAUUGGAGAUUGCGUUUAAGUUCCCUAAAAACUAUCCGUUAUUGCCUGUUCAAGUACAAGGUAUUUCCCGUGUAGGUGUUAGCGAACAAAAAUGGAAAUUGUGGAUUGUGUCGACUCAAAGAGUUAUUACAGCUAUGAAUGGGUCUAUUAUAGAUUCUUUGGAUUUAUUUAGCAAGAAUGUAGAGUUGCAAUUUUCUGGAUUUGAAGAAUGUGCGGUUUGUUAUUCUAUUUUACAUCCCAUUGAUAGAAAACUACCCUCCAAAACAUGCCCGACUUGCCAUAAUAGAUUUCAUAGCGCAUGUUUGUAUAAAUGGUUUAAAACGUCAAAUAACAAUCAAUGCCCAUUAUGUCGUGGGGAAUUUAAUUUUAAACGUUAG